AUGCUCAAAUUUGGUGCAGUAGUCGUGGGUAAUCUGCGUUUAUCGACAAUAAAUUCAACCGUAAGGUUGAUGUCAUCUGCCAGCAAACCUGCAAUGCAGAUGAUCUUGAACGAGAAAGUUGGUGCCAAUAAAAACGUUGGUCUCAUUCGUCUGAAUCGACCGAAAGCACUGAACGCACUUUGUGAUCAGUUGAUGAACGAGUUGGCUAUCGCCCUGAAGGAAUUCGAUAGUGAUGAUUCAGUUGGUGCAAUCGUUAUCACUGGCUCGGAACGGUCGUUUGCUGCUGGUGCAGAUAUAAAAGAAAUGGUUGAUAAGAAGUUCGUCGAUGUGUACAAAAGUGGAUUUCUGGAAGGAUGGAAUCAAAUCUCAUCGGUUCGUAAACCGAUUAUAGCAGCUGUGAAUGGGUUUGCGUUGGGCGGUGGCUGUGAGUUAGCGAUGAUGUGCGACAUUAUGUAUGCUGGCGAAAAUGCACAAUUCGGUCAGCCUGAAAUUAAUAUCGGAACUAUUCCAGGAAGUGGUGGCACACAACGUUGGACGCGUGUCGCUGGUAAAUCCCUAGCAAUGGAGAUUAAUUUGACUGGCAAUAGGGUAUCAGCAAAAGAAGCAAAGGAGUGUGGCAUCUGUUCGAAAGUGUUUCCUACUGAUAAGGUGUUGGAUGAAGCGAUAAAGACUGCUGAAAAGAUCGCUGCGCAAUCACCGUUGAUUGUGAGGAUGGUGAAAGAGGCCGUUAACAAUUCGUAUGAGAUGACACUUCAGAAGGGACUUCAGUACGAGAAAACUCUCUUCCAUCAGACUUUCGCCACUAUCGAUCGCGAAGAAGGUAUGAAAGCAUUUGCUGAGAAACGCAGUCCAAAAUGGACAUCCACAUAA
Anisakis simplex (herring worm) is the source of this 870-nucleotide messenger RNA. NCBI's taxonomy places the organism in Eukaryota, Metazoa, Nematoda, Chromadorea, Rhabditida, Anisakidae. The record is from the annotation of a GenBank genome assembly.